ACUCCUGUCAGUGGCAUCGAUGGUAAGUUUGCGCUGUAACCAUACACCAUUCAUUAAGCCCCAUUUGCACCAUCGUACAUCAUUAUAAUCGACCUGCUGCUGCUGCUGCUGCUGCUCGAUACUAACUACUGCUGUUGCUGCUGCAACACUGUGCUAACUGUGGUGGUGGUAGUGGUGGUGGAAGCUUGGAAGAAUACUGCAGCGGCACUGUGCUACAGAUUUUGGCCCUGCCGCAUAUCCUGUACUCUCUGCUCCGGUACAGUAAUUUACUCACCCGCACAGCUCGUGGCUGAUUUUGGAGCUAGUGACCGCAAUGCCUUUGACAGUGUGAUUAGUGAAUACGGAGGUGGUUUUGAAGUUUGUUGCAAGAAUAGAAGAUUCUAACCCUAAGCCGUGUGCCACGAGUGAGUUAGUCAAAAUGUGUUCGCAAGUGAUCAAUCAAUGAUAGAGAGAGUUCCCAUUGAGUGGAAGUGUGACAAAAAGUGCUAAGAAGAAACCAAGAGCAACCCGUGUGUGAAGUUCCCGAUUAUGUAGUCGGUGAUUUUUCGCCUUUGCGGAAUUUAGAAUAAAUCUUUUCCAUCACCACCCGUCGAGGGCGCCCGAGGCAGAGAUCUGAGCAGGGAAAGCAUCCUAACCCUAGCCUGCAGCGACACACUUCGCACAUCUUUCGUCCCCAAUCAUUUAUGAGACAGGAUUAUGAAUGUGGACUAAAUCGAUUAACAUCGAGGUGAUAGUUAUUUGCUUGCUUUCGAUCAUACCAUGGCCGGGCCCGAGUGUGUUCAAGAUAUCGUGCUCGCGCGAAAGUUCGCGCGUCGUGCGCAAGAUCGUCCAUUCGCGCUGGCUGCCCAUACUAGAAAAAUAUCAAGUGAAGCUACCGCUCGAAUGUCCGUUUCAUCCGCUGCGCGACAUCUUCGGCCCGCAGCAGAGCGCCAAAAAGCAGCACCGGCCGAGCCAGUGGACGUGCGGUUUCUGUGGCAAAAGCUUCUUCGAGGAGAAGCACCUCGACAUGCACUUCGAGAACCGGCACCGGACCAACAUCAACACGGCGGAAGAUGCCGUCUGUCUGGCGGACUACUGCGACAUGAUGCGCUGUGAGGUGUUGAUAGCGAAGGAUGCAACGCUCGCGUUCGGCAGCGAUCCGAACGCCGUCACGACCGAUAUCGAGGUGUGGAGUGAAGCGACAGCCUACCGGACGGCCCUAACUACAUCCGGACCGCGCGAUCUAGCCAAGGUGCCGGAACGGAAAUCGUUGCUGCCGAAGAUGCUGCAGACAAUCCGGGACGAUGUGUUUCGGAAUCGGCAACCGCAACAGCAGGGCGUGACGUCAAUGCUUCACGCAAAGGGUGCAGACAACUGCGAUAAGAAUGAGGCCACUAAAACGAAGGGCAGUCGGAAAGGGUCGAAAGCAAGCGGAGAUGGCAGAGAAGGCAAAGACAGUCCGGUAGAAGACGACGACGACGACGAUGAGGACGAUGAGGAUGAGGAUGACGAGGAUGAGGAGGAGGAGGAGGAGUCGGAGAACGACAGCAACGCAACGUCACAGUGUGAGCAGAAUCUGGUCGACUCCUCACUACCGCCGGUGGAUCGAAAGCAGCAGCGCCUGUCGGAGAUGCAGCGCAUGAAGGCCAACUGUAAUGCGGACGAGAUCGGACAGCUGAAGACACGCUGCGAGGUGUUGGUGCGGGACUGUAUCGUGGGCCUGCUGGUGCAACUUUCGCUCGAGGACUUCCGCGCGAUGGAGGAGGAGCUGAACCGUGCCAUCUGCUGGUAUCUGACCUGCGACCGGUACUGGGAGGAUGGUCCGCUGGAGCAGCGCCCAUUCCCGUGGGGUCUCGUCUUCGUGCUCGUCAUGGUGCUUUCGAUGGGCGUUUGCCUCUGUUACUACAUCAUCUGGAUACUGUUCGACAGCGAAGAUUUCAGCCCGUCAGCAAGCAGCCAACUGGCGAACGCCACUGCACACGGAGGCGCCGGUGUCCAUCAUCUCCAUCACGGACGGCACUAUCUGCAGCCAGGAUCGGGCUCGGGCAUCUACCGGUUGCAGGACGGUGGACAUUCAGCCGCCAGCCUGAACAAUCUCGGCACGGGGACGAGCAGCGGCAACGAUAUACAGCACACGCCACAGAUACACGCAUCACCCGGAACCGGUGCCGGUGGUGGAUCGGGUAUGCUCUACACAACGGCGGACGACGGUUACGGCUAUGCGGCAGGUUCCGCAGGCGGUGCUGCUGCCGCUCGUAUGCUUGGACCGGGUGGUCCGGAUGGUGGGUCGUCGUCCGCCGCGGGCACAAUGGCGACGGCCGGUGGCGGGUCCGCCGUAGCAGCCGGUAGCGGCGACUUUGGUGAGCUGGGACAGAGCGAACAUUACAUCUACGUGACGUAUCCACCGGAACUGAAGCGCAGGCUGCUGGAAAGUUCCCUUUAGCCGCCACACCAGCUAGGUUUUGCUCCUCUGCUCGUCCCACUACUACUACUACUACUACUAGUACUACCACCACCACCAAAACCACCACCUUCGACCGCUCUUCUCUGUUCAUCUCUUCAUCACACCUCAAAUAAUAUGAUUAAACCAUAUAAUGCUCUCUCUCUCUCUCUCUAAUCUAACGUCCAUCUGCAAAAACCUGUCACAAACUGUGGUGGCGCGCAACCACCAAGCAAACAUAAGAAAAGCUACUACAUGCAACGAGUCUUGCCCGGUUUUCUCAUGCGUUUUUCUUUUCUUUUUUCUCGUUUUUUGGUUUUUUUUUCUUCUCUCCAUGUUUGCUUUUUUAUUUUCGUUUUUCAUCGUCUUACUUUCUUUCUCUCUUUCUCUUUAGCUGCUACAAUAGAACGACACGGCUAUGAACAAGGUUUUAGAUGCAAUUGAAAUUUGAGAUAUUAAGGCAAAAUGCGUAUUUAUAUACAUCUAAGGGGGGAAAAAGGGUUUAGUGAAACGUGAUGGGCGGAUAGCACGAUAGGAUGGUGAUGAAUCUAGUGACGGGAAAGGGGAAUGAAAUGGAACUUUCUUUGCGCCAUAGAUAUAUGUAGGAAAAAGCGAUGAGUUAGAGAGAGGAGGAGGGAUAAAAAUAUGAAAAAGCACUCGGUAAUAGCGAAUAAAGAGAAGAAGCAAAAAAAAAGAUACAAAAGCUAGACAAAUCUUACUACUUUCGAGGGUACAAGACAUAUGAUAAGCGAGAGUAAGGGCAAAAAAUGGGAGGGAGAAAGCACGCUAAUUUAACUAGUCAAAUGAGGAAAACAUUAACAGAACAAAAAAACCAUUACCAUUAAACGAAAUGGGAAGGAACGAAUGUAACUUGUAAAGAAAUAUGUAAUGUAAUUAAAAAAACAAAACAAGAAACAAGACAAGAUAAUCUAACUGCGCUAUCACAACAUCGUGUCAUCCUGCCCCCUUAAAAAGUGUUGCACACGAGAAACGCUGUAAGAAGCGGAGAAGUGAAAAGUAUCGUUUUUGCCCUUAUUCAUCCCUUGCUUCACCACGGUUCAGUUCCACCGCACGCACUAUUAUAGUAGAACAUUUGUGUAAUUUAGUUGGGGUCCUUAGCAGUGAAGCGCAAAUUGAAUCAGAAUGAGUGAAUGACGUAAAUCUUAGUAAUGAGUUAGAUGAUUUAACUCAUCACGAAGAGUUGCUUCAGCUCACUUGUGAUUCAAUUCUCCGUGUCGACUAGCCACUCUCCCAAACUGACGAGAGGAUUACAACGUACAGAGUGAGUUAGAACAAAGUGAGUGAGUUAAAACUUAGUGAGUAGUGAGAGGAUUGUCGGCACGGAGAACUCAUUCACUCGGAUUUGAUUCGCGCUUAACUGAGCGGUAAGUGUUUCCCCCUUCAUUUAGUGGCAUAAGCCUAGUGCGGAAGUAUUCGCUGUCGUAUGUACAUCAAAAGGGCUAGGCUUAUUUCACUCGUAAUGAGGUGAUACAGACAGAUAGAAAGAAGAAACAAGACUGACAUUAGAAUCUCUGAGAACCCGUGGAGAAAAAUGGUUUUCAGAGAUAUGAACGGAACAGGGAACGGGUUUAUGGGUGAGCGUUACACUCCAACUGAGUGGCGCGCGCAUGGAUGAUGUACAGAAGACACGGAUCGCGAAUUUCUUCUCGUGCUACACUAUAGAGCCGCAUAGAUUGAUGCUUCCCCUCGCACGCACACGUUUAUGGUUCGUUUGUAGGUUAGUAGUAAUGACAUUGAAUUCUAGCUUUUAGUUUGCCUCUUCAAUAUCCUUACGUUAUCCUAGACCAAUGCGUUACACGUGCGUAUCUUGCUUCGACAAUGAACAGAAACUAGUUACCUACUGGUUUCUGGAAAUAUACGCCCGGUGUACAUCUUCUGACCGAGAUUUACCCAACAAAACUGCUCGGAGUAGUUAAUAGGCCGCUUUUACGACUGAAAAUACAACCCGAAUUGAUCUGCAGGAGAGCGAUGUUGAAGAGAACUCAAUGCUCGCUCGCUGGCCAUCACAGCAGUAGUUUGCUGCUGCGUACACCGUAACACAGUCGAUUUCUUACACUGAAGCCUCGUCCAUUUUCUAUUUUUCCUUGUCCACGGGAACUCCGUCGUACCAUAUUCUUCUCGAAUGCUGGCCCGAAAGCAGAAAAAUGAACUAAUGGCCCCCCAACAAAAAAAACACAGGACAGAGAGGAGUUUUAUCACACAUUGCUCUUUUUCUAUCGUCUUUUAUACCUACUGCUACUUCAUGGUACAAAUAAAUCGAAAGGAAGUUUCUCCUUGGCGCUGGUAUCCCGCGAAACGGAAU
Anopheles stephensi (Asian malaria mosquito) is the source of this 4742-nucleotide messenger RNA. RefSeq lists its product as uncharacterized. The transcript is spliced from 6 exons. The record is from RefSeq and is a predicted model, not a curated record. NCBI's taxonomy places the organism in Eukaryota, Metazoa, Arthropoda, Insecta, Diptera, Culicidae. The coding region runs from base 701 to 2422 and encodes 573 amino acids.